Molecule: messenger RNA, 1339 nt
Organism: Bolinopsis microptera
Lineage: Eukaryota; Metazoa; Ctenophora; Tentaculata; Lobata; Bolinopsidae
Product: protein cereblon-like
Exons: 8
Coding region: 1-1011 (336 amino acids)
Source: RefSeq, a predicted model, not a curated record
AUGUCUGAGGACGAGUCAAGACCUGAACAUGAACUGGAAGGAGAGGAAGACGCGUUUGGGGAACUGGUGCAGAAUUACAACAGGCCCCGCGGAAGGGGCGGAGCCGAUUUGAUGCAGAUGGGACUAGCUCGACGGUACUCACAGAUCCCAAGAUUAAUGUUCCCGCUGAGGUUUAGAGACGACCAACACACAGGAUUACAGUUCGCUCUGCUCAAAAACCUACUUGAUAGUGACGAUCCUAAUGUGUUUGGGGCCGUGCACGUGCCUAACGAAGAUGAAAGAUUAGAGGAUACCUGGUGCGACUGCGGUGUUACAGUUCAGAUACUUGAGAUACACGAGGACCAGAAACAACCUCGCCUUCUUGAUCCUGCUGGUAAAGUAAAAGAUACGUUCCUGCGAGGACCCCUCCCAGUGUGGCAGCACCGACUCAGGGACGUCUUCACUCUGGAGAAACUGAUUAAGAACGAGAUAACAACGAGUUGCCCUGGUAUUAAUGCGGACUCUGCCCCAACUGAGCCCAUCAUGUUCUCUUAUUGGAUAAUCAGUACUAUGCCCUUCAAGUUCAAACAAAGAAACAAGAUGCUGAGAGAGGAUAACCUGAUUGUGAGACUCCGAUCUCAACUGAACUACUUGCGACUUCUCAACCACUUUGAUUACUGUUGUCUCGAGUGUGGACCCAACCAUCCAGUUGUCAGCUGCUCUGAUCUUAUGUCCAUGAAGUCUGAAGGUCCUUUUUAUCAUCUCAAACCGGAGGGAAUGUUCGACGAGACAGUACUGACCACCAACGUAAACACUGAUCAUGUGUACUGGUACGGUACCGCUACCAGGAAGAGUGACCUUACUGGAUAUGGUAGAACACUGCUCGGUUGUAAAACGUGUUUGAGAGAUCUAGGCUGGAAAUUUGCUGCAUUUGACGUGACCACUCAACCACAAAUGUUCUAUGGUUUGAAAAGGAAACUCUUGCUCAUACAAGCCAGCAAAGAUUACGAAUCAAGCUCAGACUCUGAAUGAGACACAGAGGCACCACGUGGUACCUCACAUUACACUACACAGAGUGAUUUACUAUUCUAGAAAACACUCUCUUAACUCAAAUAAUUGGCGGAUACAGCCUACAGGGACUAUUAUAUUGUAGAGCUGACACUGUCAACUGUUGAUCGAACCAAACUUGAUGAUAACUAAGUUGUUGCUGAGGACCCGUGACCUUUGAAUAUUUUGUGAUAUUUUAUUAUAUUUAAGGUUUGAAAAUUCAAUUACUGAGUCCAAUCAGUUUAUUUACCGGGAAAAUGCAUUAUGAAUUAUCUAACUGUAUUCAGUAAUUUUAUUAAAUUUGUACCCGACU